This is a messenger RNA of Paramuricea clavata, 1532 nucleotides long. NCBI's taxonomy places the organism in Eukaryota, Metazoa, Cnidaria, Anthozoa, Malacalcyonacea, Plexauridae. The record is from the annotation of a GenBank genome assembly.
AUGCAUAGGAACAAAAUAAUUAACUUUGGUGCUAAUGACUGUGUUAAUGGUAGCGAUAAUGGUGUUGAUAGUGCUGAUGCUGCUGGUGCGGAUGGUGGAAGUGCGGAUGGUGGAAGUGCGGAAGGUGUUUAUUGUGGUUGUGAUAAUAGUGCUGAUGGUGGUGAUAACAGUGUUGGUAGUGGUGGUGAUGAUGGUGUUGCUGGUGGUGAUGAUGGUGUUGCUGGUGAUGUAGGUGAGACAUCUACAUGUAGUGAAACACUUGUGGAGAUGAGGAACGUCUUACAUGUAAGUUAAUACUGCUGUGCUGUAAUUCCUCAUAUUUUGCUCUAUUUUGUUUUGACAAUUCCUCAUAUUUUGUUCUAUUUUGUUUUGACAGUGAAAAAUGUAUCAUAUGUCCCAAACCAGUGCUGUGGGUAUACAUAUUUUCUCCUAGAGUGGGAUAUCAACACUAGGAGAAAAUAUGCAUUACAUUUAUGUAUAUGAUGCCAAGGAUUUUGUGAAUAGAAAUUCCUAGUGUAAAUUUCAUACAUCAUCACUAUUCAUUGUGUACUAUUUAAAACAGUGGCACAGCCGAGCAUUUUAUGUCUGAUAAAACACGACAACGAGUGUUUUGCAUAGCUUAAAAUACGACUACAAAAGAAUAUUAAUUAGGAUGAACCAUUAUAUAAUCAUACUAAUUAGGAUGAACAAUUAUAUAAUGCUACAUGUGUUUUAUCUGACAUAAAGUCACUCCACGUGACAUAUUAUGGCUGACAUGAUUUGCCACAAGUUUUAUGCAUUAUUAAUGAGUAUUUUAAUUCUAUCUACAAAAUGCUACAAUUAGUUAAAUUGGGUGAACUACAAAUCGUGAUAAUUGCCAAUGCAUGAUGUCACUUUUUCUUAACGAGUUGCACAAUUUAUAUGGAGGAAGAUCAAAGGAGGAUCCUUGGUUUCCUAAAGGGUGUAAAUAAUUGGGCAGAGUUUGUGUCUUGUAUCGAACUGGUGAAAGAGAAGGGGCUAUUGCUACCAUCAUACAAGCAGCCAGUUGAAGAGCAGCAGUACACACAGACUUGUAAUGUUGAGAAAAGGUGCGAUCCUAUUCAUAUGAUCAUAAUAAAGUAUCAUCAAUAUAUAACUUAAGUAUCGCCAUACGUUUUGUUUCACGAAAUACUAUAAAGAGUGCUCAAUAUCAUAUAUAGAUAAAGCAAACCGUAAAUUAAAGCUCACAUUCAAAACACAAGCGCGUUUCUCCUUUACUGUAUUGUCUGUUUCUUGUUUAUUGCUUUGUCUUUUACCAUAGUGUGCGUUGUGAUGUCCCCAAAGGAGUUUUAAAAGAAGGUUUGGAACCAGUAAAGGUUACAGGAGAUGGGAAUUGCCUGUUUCGGUCAAUUUCAAAAGUAAUAACUGGAAGUGAGGAUGCCCACCUUCUAUUUAAACUCGCUGUGGUUAUUCAUGGUUGUUCGAACGAGCAGCAUUAUCAAAAGAAUAUUCACAUAUGUAACAUUAGUACUAAAAUGGAUCAAAGAUGGCAUGAUGUAGUGGUAGACUGGUAG